This is a messenger RNA of Colletotrichum graminicola M1.001, 1629 nucleotides long. Its product is annotated as hexokinase. Gene Ontology annotation, cellular component: mitochondrion; cytosol. Lineage: Eukaryota; Fungi; Ascomycota; Sordariomycetes; Glomerellales; Glomerellaceae. The transcript is spliced from 3 exons. Bases 1 to 1629 code for a protein of 542 amino acids. The record is from RefSeq and is a predicted model, not a curated record. Gene Ontology annotation, molecular function: D-glucose binding; fructokinase activity; mannokinase activity. Gene Ontology annotation, biological process: glycolytic process; intracellular glucose homeostasis; glucose 6-phosphate metabolic process.
AUGCAGCAGUACCCUCCUGCCAUGACCACGUUUCCGAAAGCUUUCUUGGCCGCUGUUGUCAAGCAGCUGCUCCGGGGCAAGUCUCUGAUACAAGCCCUCCUGGCCUUCUGGAUCACCCCUUAUUCCGGUUCCGGGAAACAGGCGAGGCCGACCGUCGAGUGUCCCAAGUCCGCGACGACGACGACAUCAUCAUCACGGGACGUCGAGGAGUUCUUGAAGGAGGCCGAAGACCUGCUCCUGGGCCCUCUGCUCGACAAUGGCCUACUCGCCCUUUCCAACGCCCUGAAGGCUCAAUUCAGGGACAAGCUGCAGACGAGUAUGGCCUGCAUGCUGCCCUCGUACAACCAUCAGCUCCCCGACGGGUACGAAGCCGGUCAGUAUCUGGCGGUGGACGUUGGAGGAUCGACACUCCGUGUCGCAUUGGUGGAACUGCGGGGCCGGGACGCCAAGGGAAGUGAGGGAGAGGUUGUGCGGAUGAGUUCGCUCAAGAUUGAUAGCGACAUCAGAAAUCUGGAGGGCAUGGCUUUUUUCGACUGGAUGGCCGAGAGGAUAUGGGAGAUGGUCUCACAAGACGGACAUGACCCUUCACAGCCCAUGCCCAUGGCGCUGGCUUGGAGCUUUCCCAUAGAACAAACAUCAUUGAAAGGCGGCCGUAUCCACAGUAUGGGAAAGGGCUUUCUCGCCGCCGAAGGCCUCAUGGGCAAAGACCUCGGCGAGGUCAUCGAGUCAGCCUGCUCGGCGAGGGGCAUGAACGCGCAGCUGCGUGUGAUCCUCAACGACGGCGGCGCCACGCUGCUCUCGCAGGCCUACGUUCACCCGGCCACGCGAUUCGGCCUCAUCCUCGGCACCGGCGUCAACAUUGCCGCAUACCUCCCUGUGUCUCUCAUCGGGAGGCCCAAGUUCGGCGACCGCCCGCGGGAGUGGUGGGAUGAGGCGCGCGACGUGAUCGUUAACACGGAGCUCGGCAUGUUCGGGCAGGACGUGCUGAGCGUGACGCGCUGGGACAGGUUGCUGAAGCAGGGGCACCCGAGGCCUGAAUUGCAGCCUCUGGAGAUGAUGGUGAGCGGUUACUAUCUCGGAGAGGUGGUGAGGUUUGCUUUGAUCGAGGCAAUCGAGACGACGGGGCUCUUCGGGGGCGUUGUGCCCAAGUCGCUCGAGGAGCCGUACUCUCUGAAAUCGGAAACGAUAUCUGCCGUCGAAGGAGAUGCGUCGCCGAUGCUUACAUCCUCCAUAGACCUAUUCGUCUCACUCUAUCCCUCCUCUCACACACCAACCUCGUCCGAUAUGUCAGCACUGCGUAGUCUGGCAUCCUUCGUCUCGAGAAGGUCGGCCGCCAUCAUCGCCGCUUGCCUACACGCAGUCUGGUCCUUGCGCCUCGAGGCGCUGAGCGAAGAGCCAGAGGAAGAGGCCUCUGACAGACUAGCGGAGGAGUCGAGUCUGGUCCGGACCAUGGUUGCGUACAACGGCAGCGUUAUCGAGUGCUAUCCGGGAUACCUGGCCAUGUGUCAGGACUACGUAGACGCUCUGAUCAACCGGGAAGACAGGAGCAUCGACCUCGUGCUGGCGAAGGAGAGCUCAUUACUAGGGGCUGGCGUUGCGCUGGCGAUGGCGUGCGAUGCAUCCGAGUAA